AUGAUGUUUGAUGACGAAGAAUUUGAAGAUAACUCAGUUGAUUACAACAGUUUAGUUAUUAAUAGAUCUACAACCAAUAAUGGAGCCAAACCAAAACUUGGAAAUGAUUCACUUUAUAAAAGUUUCCAAAAUUCACAAUCAUCUAAUGAUGAACCACCUUCUACUGAUCAUUUUUAUAAUUUUAAAUUAAAAUUAGCUGGUGAUAAACAUACAAAUAAUGCUAAAGGUCAAUUUGUCCGAAUUCCUCAUUUUGUAUCAGCAGGAGGAUCUAUUGGUGGUCAUUUCAAUAUCUUGUGUACCAGACCUAUAACUACUACUGAAAUUAUUCAGAUUUAUGAUGAUCCAAAAGUUAAACCAACUACAAGUAUUAUAAAUGAAUUCCCUUUGAAAUCUAAUGUUUUUGAAUUUACAUCAACUAAAACUUCAUUAAAAAAAUGUCAAGCAACGAUUAAAUUAUUACAACAAAAAUUUAAUUUAGAAUAUUCAAAAGCUGAAACUAAUUGUGGUUUAUGUAUUGGACAAAGAGAAGAAAAUUUAUUUGAAGCUGCUCAAGAAUCUAGUUAUAAUUCUCUCCAUAUUGUUAGAGAAAUUGAAAAAUGGACCAAGAAAACUCAACUUAAUAGAUUUAUAAGAGAAUAUUGUUUAGAUGAUGGCAAAGUUAGUAUCACAGCUCAAAAAGAUGAUAAAAUGUCUCAUCAUAAUGAAUCAUCAACUGAUAAUAAAGUAAUAAUGAAGGAGUAUUUCAUACCUUCUAAAGAUGAGAUUAUUAACGAUAACACAUCAGAUGAUGUUCUUUUGAUAAUAUUCCCAAUGUUUAAUACGCUUGAAGAUGCUAUCAAAAAAAUAUGGACACAAAGAUCAGUAAUUUCAGAUAUGAGAUUAGGCUAUAGUUUUGAUCAUAAAGAUUAUUCAAAUUUAACCAAAUUAUAUGUUGGUGAUGUUAAAUAUAUUAAUUGGAGAGAAGAACAAAAUACUGAUAUUGUAUUCAAAGAAAUUCUCGCUGAAGAAAAUUCAAAAUCUUUAAUCAAGAGGAAAAUGGAUACUAUAGAACAAGUUGGCUCUUCAUUAUUUGCUGAAUUAAGACAAUCACUUGAGAAAAUAAAUUUUCAGAAAAAUUGGAAUAAUGGUGGUAGAUUUAUAAAUCCAUAUAUUGAUAUGGCUUCAUAUGCAUUUGAAUCUGAAGCUGGGAAUGGGUUAUAUAUUUCAGCCCAUUCAACAAGAAAAUUGGAAAUUUAUGAUGUUGAAGAAUUAAUAUUACAUCUUCCAGAAGUUAAAACUUUUGAAGAUGUGGUUAUGUAUUAUUGGAACUAUCAAGGUAAAGUCGCUUCAAAGGCACUCAUUGCAGAUUCAACAUAUGAUGUUGAUUCCAUAACGGAAGCAUAUGCUGGAUAUUUGAAAUAUAUUGAGCAAAAUCAAUGUACAAGUUGUUAUCAUUCAUGUGUGAAUGAUGGUGAUGAUUGUGAUGAAGACGAACAAUCCGAAAGGGAACAAUUCUUAUAUGAUGCUAAUAUUGUCAAUAAUAAUGCCAUUGUGGUCUCUUUUGAAUUUGAAUGUGAAUAUCAUAGACCAGAAUUGAACUCAUUUUUAAAUUCAGUUGCUUCUCAAAAUGGAUUAUAUGAUCUUUUCCCAGAUUAUUCACAAUCAAUGCAUCUUGUUAAACUUCCAUCUAGAAAUCAAAAUUUAGCUGAUGAUAUAAUGGUGGUUAUGACACCAACUAAAGAUGAUUUCAAUAUAGAAGAGUUCUUAAAAGCUUUAAGAGGGAAAUUGAUUAAUGAUAAAGUAAUUGAAAGAGAUACUGAAGAAAAAUCUUCCCCAGAUUCAGUUAAAUUUCACGUUGGAGCUGGCGAAUUGUUUGAACAAGAAAUAUAUGAGUCAUGUCAAAUGAGAUAUUGA
Hansenula ciferrii is the source of this 1893-nucleotide messenger RNA. RefSeq lists its product as uncharacterized. Bases 1 to 1893 code for a protein of 630 amino acids. The record is from RefSeq and is a predicted model, not a curated record. Lineage: Eukaryota; Fungi; Ascomycota; Saccharomycetes; Phaffomycetales; Wickerhamomycetaceae. The transcript has a single exon.